Messenger RNA from Owenia fusiformis, 2157 nucleotides. The record is from the annotation of a GenBank genome assembly. Lineage: Eukaryota; Metazoa; Annelida; Polychaeta; Sabellida; Oweniidae.
GUUUGUCUUUGAUUGCACAGUAACUCAAGUGCUAUAAAUACUGACUGUGUAUUUAGCAACGGCCACUAGACAGAGGUAGCAGAUAACAUUCCCACAGCAUAAUUACGUGCAGGCUCAUUCAUAACUAAUCUAUCAAAAUGAGGGAAAUCGUCCACUUACAAGCUGGCCAGUGUGGAAACCAAAUCGGAGCUAAAUUUUGGGAAGUCAUCUCAGAUGAGCAUGGUAUCGACCCAACAGGAACUUAUCAUGGCGACUCCGAUCUCCAGUUAGAGAGAAUCAAUGUAUACUACAAUGAAGCCACAGGAGGCAAAUAUGUACCACGUGCAGUCCUCGUCGAUCUUGAGCCCGGAACUAUGGAUUCCGUCCGCUCUGGUCCAUUCGGACAGAUCUUCAGACCUGACAACUUUGUCUUUGGACAGAGUGGAGCUGGUAACAACUGGGCCAAGGGUCACUACACAGAGGGCGCUGAGUUGGUAGACUCCGUUCUUGAUGUUGUCCGCAAGGAGGCUGAGAGCUGUGAUUGUCUCCAGGGAUUCCAGCUGACUCACUCACUAGGUGGCGGCACUGGAUCUGGAAUGGGAACACUCCUCAUCUCAAAGAUCCGUGAGGAAUACCCAGACAGAAUCAUGAACACAUUCUCAGUCGUACCAUCCCCAAAGGUAUCCGACACUGUAGUCGAGCCAUACAAUGCCACACUUUCCGUACAUCAGCUGGUUGAGAACACAGAUGAGACCUACUGUAUUGACAAUGAAGCACUUUAUGAUAUCUGCUUCCGUACUCUCAAACUCACUACCCCCACAUACGGAGACUUGAACCAUCUCGUCUCUGCCACCAUGUCUGGUGUCACCACUUGCCUACGAUUCCCUGGUCAGUUGAAUGCUGAUCUCCGUAAAUUGGCUGUCAACAUGGUACCAUUCCCCCGUCUGCAUUUCUUCAUGCCUGGGUUCGCACCACUCACAUCUCGUGGCAGUCAGCAAUACCGUGCCCUUACUGUCCCAGAGUUGACCCAACAGAUGUUCGAUGCCAAGAAUAUGAUGGCUGCCUGUGACCCACGUCACGGACGUUACCUUACCGUUGCUGCCAUGUUCCGUGGACGUAUGUCCAUGAAGGAGGUUGACGAGCAGAUGUUGAAUGUGCAGAACAAGAACAGCAGCUACUUCGUUGAAUGGAUCCCCAACAACGUGAAGACAGCCGUCUGUGACAUUCCUCCACGUGGUCUCAAGAUGUCCGCCACAUUCAUUGGCAACAGCACCGCCAUCCAGGAGCUCUUCAAGCGUAUCUCCGAGCAGUUCACUGCUAUGUUCAGGCGUAAGGCUUUCUUGCAUUGGUACACUGGUGAGGGUAUGGACGAGAUGGAGUUCACUGAGGCCGAGUCCAACAUGAACGACUUGGUGUCUGAAUACCAACAGUACCAGGAUGCCACCGCUGAGGAGGAAGGUGAAUUUGAUGAGGAAGAAGAAGAGGAAGAAGCCUAAACACCUCACCACCACCAAACUUACAACCCCAACAAUGAACAAACUAACUAUUAUAGACAAUUCACAGGAUUACAUGUAGAAAACUCUAUGUGAUAACACUGAGAUAACACAACAUAGAUCUAUAAUAGCGUAGAUAUCACCUGGACUAUGAAUACACGGACAGUGAUUUACAGAAUUUCUUGAAAAUUCUCACUCAUUUUUUUAAAUUAUAGCUAUCUUUUUUAUUUUUUUACAUUAGAUUUGGCAUCACAUUUACUUUGCAAUAUUGAUUUAUAAAUGUUCAGAAUUUAUUUCGAUGAAAGAAAAUCUGCAUACGCUGAACUUUUGUAACAGUUUUGCCACUGUAUAGUUGAUGCAUGUACAUGUAAUGUUGAGUGUCAAUGCUUGGCAGAAAAUGGGGAUAUAAUACAAAUGUGAACCUUACUAGAUAUUGUUAUGUCUAGUGAAGCCUUCUGAACUAUAGAUUUACUCAGUUUAUUUCCUGCUUUUCGGUUGCUUGAUUAGUCUCACUUUCAAGAUGGUUGCCCAGCAACAUGGCAGCCAUCUUGAAUCUGUUAUUUUUGCUUCUUUUCUGACUGUUGUAACACAUUAUACCUUUUAUCUUGCUCAAAAAGCAAGAUGCUGGUUCUCAGUUCUUCCUAUGUACCAUGCAAGAAACCCUUACGAAACUGACAUCUAUAUA